AUGAUUGCGGCCCAACUACUAGCCUACUACUUCACAGAACUCAAGGAUGACCAGGUUAAAAAGAUCGAUAAGUACCUGUACUCCAUGCGGUUCUCUGAUGAGACGCUGCUGGACAUCAUGCAGCGGUUUCGCAGGGAGCUGGUCAGUGGACUGGGUCGGGACACGAACCCCACCGCUUCACUGAAGAUGCUGCCGACGUUUGUGCGCUCGAUCCCUGACGGCUCAGAGAAGGGAGACUUCAUUGCGUUGGAUUUGGGAGGCAGUAACUUCAGGAUCCUGCGUGUCAGAGUAAGCCAUGAGAAAAAGCAGACUGUUCAGAUGGAGAGUCAAAUCUACGACACGCCAGAGGAUAUCAUGCAUGGCAGUGGAACAAAGCUGUUUGACCAUGUGGCGGAGUGUCUCGGCGACUUCAUGCAAAAACACAACAUCAAAGACAAAAAACUGCCAGUUGGGUUCACCUUCUCCUUCCCCUGCCAGCAGACCAAACUAGAUGAGGGCUACCUGAUAACAUGGACAAAGCGUUUUAAGGCCAGUGGAGUAGAGGGAAUGGAUGUUGUCAAGCUGCUCAAUAAAGCCAUCAAGAAACGAGGAGACUACGAUGCUGACAUCAUGGCAGUGGUCAAUGACACAGUGGGAACAAUGAUGACCUGUGGUUUUGACGACCAGCGUUGUGAAGUUGGCAUUAUCAUUGGUACAGGCACCAAUGCGUGCUACAUGGAGGAGCUGCGCCACAUCGACCUGGUGGAAGGAGACGAGGGCCGGAUGUGUGUAAACACUGAGUGGGGAGCCUUCGGAGACGACGGCAGGCUGGAAGACAUCAGGACAGAGUUCGACAGAGAGAUAGACAGAGGCUCCCUCAACCCUGGAAAACAGCUCUUUGAGAAGAUGGUCAGUGGUAUGUACAUGGGGGAGCUGGUUCGACUGAUCCUAGUGAAGAUGGCUAAAGAAGGCCUGCUGUUUGAGGGGAGGAUCACCCCUGAGCUGCUCACUAAAGGGAAGUUUGAGACCAAGCAUGUCUCAGCUAUUGAGAAGAGUAAAGAAGGGUUAAGUAAGGCCAAAGAAAUUCUAACCAGACUUGGUGUGGAGCCAUCGACUGACGACUGCAUUGCUGUGCAGCAUGUUUGUACCAUUGUGUCUUUCCGCUCUGCCAACCUGAUAGCUGCCACGCUGGGUGGCAUCCUCCUGAGGCUGAAGGAGAACAAAGGCGUGGCACGGCUCCGAACCACUGUGGGCAUCGAUGGGUCGCUCUACAAGAUGCACCCACAAUAUGCCCGUCGCCUCCAUAAGACAGUCCGCCGUCUGGUCCCAGACUCUGACGUCCGGUUCCUCCUAUCAGAGAGUGGCAGUGGGAAGGGUGCUGCCAUGGUAACGGCUGUCGCCUACCGACUGGCCGACCAGUCACGACAAAUCGCCCAGACGCUGAGCGAAUUCCGCCUGACGACCGAGCAACUACUGGAGGUAAAGAAGCGAAUGAAGACAGAGAUCCAAAACGGCCUGUCAAAGAGCACUCAGGACUCUGCCACUGUCAAGAUGCUGCCAACGUUUGUACGAAGCACACCCGAUGGCACAGAGAAUGGAGAUUUCCUAGCUUUGGAUUUAGGAGGGACUAAUUUCAGAGUGUUGAUGGUCAAGAUUCGCUCUGGCAAGAGGAGGACAGUGGAGAUGCACAACAAGAUCUAUGCCAUUCCUCUGGAAGUCAUGCAGGGGACAGGAGAGGAGCUGUUUGACCAUAUAGUGCAGUGCAUCAGUGACUUCCUGGACUACAUGGGGAUGAAGAAUGCUCGUCUUCCUCUUGGCUUCACCUUCUCUUUCCCCUGCCGACAAACCAGCCUGGACGCUGGUAUCCUGGUGACGUGGACCAAAGGCUUCAAGGCGACAGACUGUGAGGGAGAGGAUGUGGUGGGACUGCUGAGGGAGGCUAUCAAGAGGAGAGAGGAGUUUGACCUGGAUGUUGUGGCCAUAGUCAACGAUACAGUGGGAACCAUGAUGACCUGUGCCUAUGAAGAGCCUACCUGUGAGAUUGGACUCAUCGCUGGUACUGGUAGUAAUGCAUGUUACAUGGAGGAAAUGAGGAACAUUGAAAUGAUUGAGGGAGAUGAGGGACGCAUGUGUGUCAACAUGGAGUGGGGGGCUUUCGGAGACAACGGUUGCCUUGAUGACAUCAGGACAGAGUACGACCGAUCUGUGGAUGACUUCUCCCUCAAUCCAGGCAAACAAAGAUAUGAGAAAAUGUGCAGCGGCAUGUAUCUUGGUGAAAUUGUGCGGAACAUCCUGAUAGAUCUGACCAAGAAAGGCUUCCUGUUCAGAGGACAGAUCUCCGAGACACUGAAGACAAGAGGCAUCUUUGAGACAAAGUACCUCUCACAGAUAGAGAGUGACAGACUGGCUUUACUGCAAGUGAGAUCUAUCCUGCAACACCUGGGGCUGGACAGCACCUGCGAUGACAGUAUCAUAGUCAAAGAGGUAUGUGGAGCUGUAUCACGUCGUGCAGCUCAGCUGUGUGGGGCAGGAAUGGCGGCUGUGGUGGAUAAAAUCAGAGAGAACCGGGGACUGGACCAUCUGAACAUCACUGUAGGGGUGGACGGGACUCUCUACAAGCUACAUCCACAUUUCUCACGCAUCAUGCACCAGACGGUAGACGAACUGGCUCCUCAGUGUAACGUCAACUUCUUGUUGUCAGAGGACGGCAGUGGGAAAGGAGCUGCUCUCAUCACAGCUGUGGGCUGCCGGCUGAGAGUGGAGCAGAACAACAAAUAGAAUCUAUAUCUCUUCUGUCUUACUGUUAUCUCCCCCUAUCUCUGCUUUCCUCCUCACCUCCCCUCUGUUCUCUCCUCCUCUCUCCUACGCCCCCUCUCCUGAGCCCACAAAUCAGCCCAGUCCAGAUUUAAACCUAUCACACUCCAGUAGCUGCUUUAGCUAGCGUACGUGAGAAAGGGAAGGAGAGAUUGCUUUGGCUCCUGUGUUAAGGAACAGAGCCAGGCACUAUGUUGUUAGUAAAAUGAAGUUUUGUUAGCCAAUGUAACAAUACACAGUUUCUUGUGAAUUUUUCAGUUUUGUGAUUUCUGAGGUUAAACUUACAGAGGUAAAACAUGCACAUUCAUCUUCUGUGAGCUGGUGCAGGACAUCAAAGAAAGAGUCCAUACACUCCUACAAUACUCCCAUGAGGUGUUUCUCUUUGCCAUCUGGAGGAUCCCUAUGAUGACCUAAGUGCAAUAACUUGUAGAGGUUGUGGUCCUAGUGUGUUAAAUUGAGGUGAAAAGAUUUAUGCAGUGAAAGUGCAGGGAUUUUACAGUUGGUUGCAAAAUGCAACGCUUGCAAAAAAAAAAAAGAAAAAAAAAAGAAAGAAAAAAGUUGCAAAAAUACAUUUGAUUCUUGCAAUACCUCUAGUCACUGGAGGGACUUAACUACACUGCUUUAGACCAAAGUCACCACCAGUCUGUCUAUCCGUCUGUCUGUUGUAGGAUACUCAUAGUGUGUACAACAAGAUAUAAAAGAGACAUGAGAAGAUAUAAAAAAAUAUGUCUAAUGAGAUAAAAGGGAAUAUUUUUGCUUUAAAAUGUAUAAUAUCUCACACAGGUAUAACACAACAUACAAUAUAUAGAUGAUUGCUAUUUAUUUUAUUUUUGUAUUGGGUCAAUGUUGGGAUUGUUACUGUUGCAAUAAUGACAUACACAGAGGCGGCCACUGUUUAAGUCCCCUCAACCUCAGCCUGUCCUGCCCUGGAGGAUUUACCAGACCUCUCCUCUCAGAGGUGGAGCAAUAGUUUGGCACUCGGGCACAAGCAAGACGAAAGAGGGACUUCUACUAGGGCUCAAUCUGUAUGGAAAGCCAUGCGACACGACUUGUUGAAUGUGCAGAUUGGGUGUUAUUUGUAACAGCAAUUUUAUUCUGCUCUAGUGUACUCUACUGUAAAAUAUGUCCAAAGAGCACUUUUUAUUUUAACAAGUAGAAUCCUGGAGGUGUCUGUAAUCAGAGACACUGGUACUAGGUAGAUUCUGGCCAGGUUACAUUAAUGACGGUAUCGUCUUAACAAGUGCUGGCUGCAGAGAUGUAACAGUGGCCCUCCGUAACAUCACCAUGGUGAGGUGAAACGGCAUUUUUAAGAUCAACAGUUACUGAGCAAACAACAAUAUCCAAACUGUAUUAUAAUGUAUGUCACUUGUAGGAGUAUUACAGAAGCCUAAACCUUAAGAAGAAUAUAAACAUUUUGACAAGAAAGUGGCUCCCUAUAUUUACACAGAGGCAGUCCUCCCAAAUGCUGGGGAGAGAUUCAGCCUAAUUGUAGCUAAUUCAUUGCCCUGCCCAGGUGCUUUUUUUGCCACAUUAAUAUGUGUGGCCAUAUUUCACUUAAAUUCACAUUUUGUUUCCCUCAUUAACAAAAUCAAAUGAUCUAAUUAAGUAAAACAGUCCAGAUUAAAUACACUCAUGAAAAGACUGGUGAAUUCAUUUAUUUUAUCAGACAUUUUUUUUUUUUUUUUUUUAAUUUUUGAAGCAUUGCCUGAAUUCCUAGGCUAGAAGACUCAUGCUUCAAACUAGAAGAAAAGAAGUUUUAUUCUGUGACCUGGGGUGAUCCUGUUAACUUGUUAUGGUGCCCCGGUAGGUCAAAGGAGCUCACAGGCCUGUGAACUUCAUGGUGCAGGGAUAGAUCUUUGAGACACUAGAUUGUUGGGGUUAUUUCACUGCCAUCUCCAUGUAGCCACAAUUGAAAUUCUGGCUACUGAGGACAAGAUAGCACCACUCCACUCUAAAACUACUGACUAAUGAUUAGAUAGCACAAAAGUGAAAUUUCCAUUUCUAGUUUGUCCUCAAACAGUCAGGCUUAAGAAAAUAAGCCUCCCUCUCUAGCAGGUCCCAGGCUAAUUUGCCUUUUUAACCACACAUAGCUUUUCUUCAGAGUACUCAGUCCAAAGGUGCACCCAUCACACACACCCACACACACACACACACAUGGACACACACGUCUUUUUGCUCACAACCCUCAGACUGUAUCUAUCCAACACUGUCAAUCAAUCAACGAAUAAAAACAAGCCUGUGUCAA
Molecule: messenger RNA, 5038 nt
Organism: Myripristis murdjan (pinecone soldierfish)
Lineage: Eukaryota; Metazoa; Chordata; Actinopteri; Holocentriformes; Holocentridae
Gene: hk1
Product: hexokinase 1
Exons: 21
Coding region: 1-2757 (918 amino acids)
Biological process (GO): glucose 6-phosphate metabolic process; glucose metabolic process; carbohydrate phosphorylation
Cellular component (GO): mitochondrion; cytosol
Molecular function (GO): D-glucose binding; ATP binding; fructokinase activity
Source: RefSeq, a predicted model, not a curated record